Cooperia oncophora is the source of this 495-nucleotide messenger RNA. The record is from the annotation of a GenBank genome assembly. Lineage: Eukaryota; Metazoa; Nematoda; Chromadorea; Rhabditida; Trichostrongylidae.
AUGGUUGUCGUUCACCCUUCAGAUGUCUCCAUAACGAAGAGUACAGAACAUCAGAACCCGCGGAGUUCCUUUUUUAGGAAGUACUUCCUAGCAGGGCAACAAAUGGCCGAUCCCACAGAUGUAGAAGUGCCACAUGAUGCUGAUUUCCUCGAGAGGUUUUUGAUAACAAAACGGAAAUACAUUGCCUUUCUUCUGCCACUGACUGUCAUGCAUCUUUUUUGGUGGUUUACCGCAUAUCGCUUCGACUGGUUUUCACUAUUCAGCACCAGGUGGCAAAUGCCAGCGAUUAUGGUCCUCGGGUCUACAGUUGCUGGUAUGACUGCAGAGGGUGGAGGAGCUAUUGCGUUCCCUUUCAUGACGCUCUGCCUCCAAAUCGAUCCCGUGACGGCCAGGGAUUUUGCUCUGAUGAUUCAGUCUUUCGGUAAGUCUAAUCAUAAUCUUAUUUCUCUUUUUCAAGGGGUUGGGGUAAUACUUUCCGUGUUGGAUGGAACUUGA